AUGACUCCUGCGAUGAGUUUGAUUACUCUGGCUGUUGUCUCCUGGAGCCUGGUCUAUGGAGUGACGGCUGGUGUUAUAUCUUCAGGAUGGACACCGACAAUAUCAGAAGUAACCACCAGCCCACGCCCUAGUCCAUCCCGCCCAGGGCCAUGCUCUCCAUGCCCUCAAUCCUCCUCAUGUCCUGUCGCCACCAUAGUGACCGUCACUGUGACUGCAACGGCAUGUGUCCCGACAAGCACUCCUAGUGGCGGUGGAGGUGUAACUCAACCUCAUCCUUCCCCGUCUUUCCCAGUGCCACCGGGCACACCAGGAGCUGGAGCUAGUCAAACAAGCGGUGGUCAACCAGGUCCAAGUCCAGGGCCAAGUCCAGGUCCAAGUCCAGGUCCAGGGGGAGGUCCAGGUCCAAGUCCAGGGGGAGGUCCAAGUCAAGGUCCAGGGCCAGGGCCAGGUCCAGGGCCCGGUCCCAGUCAACCAGGUCAAUCCCCAUGCCCAACCAUCCCCGUGGGACCCGGAGGUCCGUCAGCAUCGACCACUGUGCAUGUUCCAACCAUACCCUCCUCAGUGCAGCCUCAACCUACCAGCUCCCUCCCUACAACCAUCUCCCCCGUUCAUCCACCUACGAGCACCCCAGGGAAAACCAAGCCAGUCCCGCCACCAGGUACCCCAGGGAAAACCAAGCCGGUCCCACCGAUCAGUACGCCGGUGCAACCUCCACCCAGUGUGCAUCCAACUACCGAACCUGUUCCUUCUCUACCAAGUACCCCAGGCACACCAGUUCAACCUCCACCAAGUGUGCACCCAACUACCCUACCAGUACCUCCAGGAAGCACCCCGGGGGGAACUAAGCCUAUACCACCACCGAGCACUCCAGUCCAGCCUCCGCCCAGCGAGAAACCUUCACCAAGCACUCCAGGAGAGACUAAACCGGUACCACCAGGCACACCAGUCCAG
Molecule: messenger RNA, 951 nt
Organism: Aspergillus nomiae NRRL 13137
Lineage: Eukaryota; Fungi; Ascomycota; Eurotiomycetes; Eurotiales; Aspergillaceae
Exons: 2
Source: RefSeq, a predicted model, not a curated record